Messenger RNA from Anolis sagrei ordinatus, 2730 nucleotides. It is a transcript of the gene FAM167A, whose product is annotated as family with sequence similarity 167 member A. Lineage: Eukaryota; Metazoa; Chordata; Lepidosauria; Squamata; Anolidae. The record is from RefSeq and is a predicted model, not a curated record.
AGGGAGGCAUGCAGCAUCACUCAGUUGCAGUUCUGCAGGGGGUCAAGUUGGAGAACCCAGUGAAGAAUCGCAUCCCCAGAAUAUGAAUGCAGAAGCCUUUCCAUCUAGGCAAAGCUUGGUGGUCGCUUACUUUUCGAAAAGGAAUGUCUUGAACUGAGUGGUUCCCCAGGGUGCGGUGCUUGGCUUCCGAGCAGCGGUUCCUCAUCCGGAUGGCGUGUCGCUUGCAUCUCCUCUGUCCACCUUUCUGUGGAUGUUGAUGCCGCUCUGCAAGAAAGAAAGAUGUCAGUUUCAAACAUCCAGGUCGAAGGAAUGCUGGACAGUGCAGAUUAUGAGAAUGGCGCUGGCCCACCAUCCGACGACCACUUAAGGAACCUGAAAGCUCUGACUCAGAAGCUGCGGCUGGAAACACGGAGACCUUCCUACCUGGAGUGGAAAGCCCAAUUGGAGGGGCUGGCUUGGAAGAGCCACCCCAAACCCCCCGAGGAGGAGGAGGAGGAAGGCCAGGGUGAGAAACCAAAGGAGGAACGCAUUCCCGUAAGAGAGGUGCGCCACAUUCAUCGUCUCAACGGGGCAUCCUCCACCCAGCAAGUCCUAUUGGCCCCAGGAAAAAUUAGCAGCUUUGGUAAUAUUGACGAAGCUUUGAACUGGCUGAGGAAAGAACUGAUGGAAAUGCGUCUCCAGGAUCAGCAACUGGCCCGGCAGCUGAUGCGCUUGCGGAGCGACAUCAACAAGCUGAAGAUCGAGCAGACCUGCCACCUCCACCGGCGCAUGCUCAACGACGCCACCUACGAGAUGGAAGAGAGGGACGAGCUCUCCGACCUUCUCUGCGACUUCCCUCUCACGUCCUCCUUCAGCUUGUCUGCCCCGCUCAAGCUCAUUGGGGUGACCAAAAUGAACAUCAACUCUCGCCGGUUCUCACUCUGUUAGGGGGAAUUGGGGGAGUGGGCACAGGCAGUGGGGAACAGGCACAGGCAGUCGAGAUGGUGGCCGAAGUCCUCCAGAAACAGAAAAGGAGAAAUCUCUGCUUUCCUUUCCUUUUAUAGGAAGAGACACAUGAGAGAGGAGAAGCAAGAGAGGGACCAAGCAUACAAUAUGGCUGCACUGCAAGGGGAUUGAAGAUCAUGUCCUAUUUCGAAAUGGUGGGUUGUAAAAAGAACACCAGGAGUGAACUUAGACAUUGCCAUCCAUCUUAACAGGGAGAUAACAGCAAGAAAUGUAAGAUAUACUUAGGCAGAAAAAGCAAAAUGCAGUUAUAGGAUGGAUAACACCUGACUUGAUAGGAAUAUCUCUCUGAGGGAUCUUGGAGAUCACAAGGUGAACAUGAGUCAACGGUGUGAAAACAUGACUCACUAGAAAUAAUAAUACAGCUUGAUAUGGUGGGAAAAUAGAUGGAGACUAGACAACAAAAGGAUUGAUCUAACCUAGGAAGUUCAGAUUACUUACUUACUUAGGCGAUCCCUCGUUGUCCGAGUAAGAUUGUCCUCGCAGUAGGUAUGUAGGUGAAUGUGGAGUCCUAUUCUUGACCUGCAUGUUCUCCCGCAGUGAGGGCAUCAGUUUCCAGGUGGAAGGUGGUCCCAGUCAGGGUUGGCUUGAUGCGCCUUCCUCUUGGUCCUGUAGUCUCUCUUUCAUCCUCCAUUCAUGCUUCUUAAAAUUCUAUAGCACUGCUGGUUACAGCUGACCUCCAGCUAGAGAGCUCAAAGGCCAGUGCUUCCCAGUUCUCGGUGUCUACGCCACAGUUUUUAAGGUUGGCUUUGAGCCCAUCAUUAAAUCUCUUUUCCUGCCCUCUAACAUUCUAUUUUCCAUUCUUGAGUUUGGAGUAGAGCAACUGCUUUGGGAGACAGUGGUCGGGCAUUCGGACAACGUGGCCAGUCCAGCGGAGUUGAUGGUGGAGGACCAUCGCUUCAAUGCUGGUGGUUUUUGCUUCUUCCAGCACACUGACAUUUGUCCACCUGCCUUCCCAAUAGAUUUACAGGAUUUUUCAGAGACAACACUGAUGGAAUCGUUCCAGAAGUUGCAUGUGACGUCUGUAGAUAGUCCACAUCUCGCAGGCGUAUAGCAGGGUUGGGAGAACAAUAGCUUUACAAACAAGCACCUUGUUCUCUCUAUGGAUUUCCCAGUCCUCAAACACUCUCCGCUUCAUUUGGAAAAAUGCUGCACUCGCAGAGCUCAGGCAGUGUUGUAUUUCAGUGUCAAUGUUGAUUUUUGUGGAGAGGUGGUUGCCAAGGGAGUGGAAACGGUCAACUAGGAAAAUGGGGUUUAUAUAUCUGUGGAAUGUCCAGGGUGGGAGAAAGAAUUCUUAUUUAUUGGAGGUAGUUGUGAAUGUUUCAAUUGGCCACCUUGUUUAGCAUUUAGUGGCCUAGCACUUUUCAAGGCGUGGCUUCUACUGCCUGGGGGAAUCCUGUAUUGAGAGGUGAUUGUUGUACUGCUGGGCUUGGCCUCAUGUAAGCUACCCCGAGUCCCCUUGGGGAGAUGGUGGCAUGGUAUGUAUAAAUAAAUAAAUAAAUAAAUAAAUAAAUACUCUUAUUAUUUGCUGUCACUGAUUGUUUCUUAUCUGGAGCUCCCUUGUCUUUAUUGACAUGAACAAAAUGAACAAAAUCUAGCUACCAGUAUUAAAAAACUCUAAAAUCAUAACAGUAAAUAAAGACAAGGGAGCUCCAGACAAGAAACAAUCAGAGACAGCUAAUCACCUCUCAACAAAGGAUUCCCCCAGGCAGUAAGAAGCCACACCUU